Messenger RNA from Gorilla gorilla gorilla (western lowland gorilla), 1159 nucleotides. RefSeq lists its product as uncharacterized. The transcript is spliced from 3 exons. The coding region runs from base 460 to 1035 and encodes 191 amino acids. NCBI's taxonomy places the organism in Eukaryota, Metazoa, Chordata, Mammalia, Primates, Hominidae. The record is from RefSeq and is a predicted model, not a curated record.
UGUUAUAAUGAAUAAUUCUCCGUAUUAAAUUUUACCACUUUAAACUUUUGAGUGGUUUAUGCUUCCUGAUUGGACUCUGACUAAUAUGUUAGGAAGGGUCCCAGGAGAUAAACCCACACAGAUGGGAUUUGGGCAUAGGUUUGGUUUCCCAGGGGGCAGUGCUGAGCUCUUUGCCAGUGGGAAAUGGGAUGCUGGUGAUUUCCAGGAAGUGACCUCACAAUGACUCAAGCUACCACCUACUGUUGAUUGUGACGAAAUGCCAGCUGAGGCACAUACCUUGGGAGCUAAAUGGUUGCUGUACUUGACCACUAUGAAGACUGGUGUGGGAAGGGUCGUUUUGGAUGCACUUGAGCAGGGGUCCCCAACCCUGAGCCAUGGAGCCAUAAGGAGCCACACAGCAGGAGGUGGGACCAUCCAGUUGCAGGAAAACAAGCUUAACACACCCACUGAUUCUACAUUAUGCUCCUACCUCCCGGCAGCCUCUCCAGGCCCAGAACUUUCUCCAGUCAGCCUCCACAGACCGAGCUCAUGACUCACAAUGGCCUAUUUAGGCCCAUACCCUACCUCACAGCAGUCUCCGCAGAUGAGGCUACUGCCUCACAACAGCCUCCACAGGCACAGCUCCACCGUUACAAUGGCCUCUUUAGACCCAGCUCCUGCCUCCCAGCCUUCUCUCCAGGCCCUGAACUUUCUCAAGUCGACCUCACCAGGCCCAGCUCAUGCUUCUUGGCAGCCUCUCCAGGCCCAGCUCCUGCAUCUUGGUGGCCUCUCCAGGCCCAGCCUCUGCCUCCCGUCGGCCUCUACAGUCCCAACAUCUGCCUCACAGCAGAUUCUUCAGGCCCAGCAUCUGCCUCACUGUGGACCCCCCAAGCCAAGCUCCCAACCUUUCAGCAGCUUCUACACACCCAGCUCCUGCCACCCAGUGGCCUCUUUAGGCCAAGCUCAUGCCUCACAAGGGCCUUUCCAGGCCGAACUUUUGUCUCAUGGCCACCUUCCCUGGCCAGAUUCCUGCCUGUCUCCCAGCAGCCUAGAUAGGCCCAGGUCUUGCCUCACACUGGCCUCUCUACAUCCAGCUCACGCCUCACGGUGGCCUCUCCAGGCCCAGCUCCUGUCCCAGGACGUCAUCUCCAGGCCCAAAACUUCCUCAAAUCAGCCUCUC